Messenger RNA from Cicer arietinum (chickpea), 1828 nucleotides. Its product is annotated as voltage-dependent chloride channel 1, chloroplastic. Gene Ontology annotation, molecular function: voltage-gated chloride channel activity. Gene Ontology annotation, biological process: regulation of photosynthesis, light reaction. NCBI's taxonomy places the organism in Eukaryota, Viridiplantae, Streptophyta, Magnoliopsida, Fabales, Fabaceae. The record is from RefSeq and is a predicted model, not a curated record.
UAAAGUCUAAACCAUUUACUACUAGAUAUUUUUAAACCACACCAACCAACUUUUUAACUAACUCAAUUCAACUCACACUCCCUCCUCCACCAUUAUUAUUUCCGACAUUCUCAUUCCCUCUUCCAUCUCAAUGUUCCAUCCUAAAAACCAAACUAAACCAACCAAAACCCCAAACCUAACUUCCCAAUUCACCCCCCAUAAAUUCUACUCACACCUCAUCCAUCUCCCAUCACACAAACCCUCAAAAUCAAAAUCAAAAUCAAAAUCAAAAUUCAACCUCACAACAACAACAACAUGUUCCUCCUCAACACCUCCCCCAAUCAAAACCCUAAUCUCAAUCCUCCGUACAAUCCCCGAUUGGGCAGACACGGUCCAAGAACGAGGAAUGCAGAAGAAUCGAACUCUCUACAACCACACAAAUUGGGUCCAUCACCGUUCCUCACUCCGUCACGUGCGUCACUUUUUCUCUAGCUUCUCCUCACGUGUCAUUCUCUCUCUUGUUCCUCCCGUUCUCUUUUUCACUUCCUUCGCCGCCGUUAUCGCCGCUUAUAACUCCGCCGUGCUUCUUCAUUUCUUCCCGGAGUUUUUUCCUCUUCUUAAGGCUUCUUCGCUUCCUUAUCAGCUAACUGCACCUGCGCUUGCGCUGCUGCUGGUUUUUAGGACGGAGGCUUCUUAUGCUAGAUUUGUUGAAGGGAAGAAAGCUUGGACUAUGGUUGUUGCUGCUGCUCAUGAUUUUGCUAGAUUGGUUAUGGCUGUUGUUGAUACUCGUACUUCUAUUGAUUUUAAAGUCAAGGACGCGCUUUUGAAAUAUAUUAUUGCUUUUCCUAUUGUGUUGAAGUGUCAUGCGUUGUCUGGUUCAGACGUUGAGAGAGAUCUUCAACAUUUGCUAGAAGUAGAAGACAUAGCAUUGAUCAUGAAUUCGAAACAUCGACCUCGUUGCAUUAUUCAGUUUAUAUCGCAGAGCAUUCGGCUACUAAAAUUGGAUGAUUCUAGAAGAAGUGUCUUGGAUUCAAAGAUCACAUGUUUCCACGAAGGAAUUGGCAUAUGUGAACAGCUUAUGGGUAUUCCGAUUCCGUUAUCAUAUACUCGCUUGACUUCAAGGUUUCUUGUCCUAUGGCACCUAACACUCCCUAUCAUACUUUGGGAUGAUUGUCAUUGGAUUGUGGUUCCAGCUACCUUUAUCAGUGCCGCCUCUCUGUUCUGCAUUGAAGAAGUUGGAGUGCUCAUAGAGGAUCCAUUUCCAAUGCUUGCACUUAAUGAUCUCUGCCGAAAGGCGCAGACAGACAUCGAAGAAGCAAUUGCAACUGAAAACGUGAUUCACGCGCACCUUGUUGCAAAGCAAGACUACCACUCUAAAGAGCCUUCACCAAAUGGCAGGCCCAACUCCUAAAUGGAAGCGAAUUUUGCUAUGAAUAUCUUCUUCAGCUUUUACUUAUGAGGUGGCUAUGCAUGUGGUACCUGUUUAGUCACAUUAAUUGUGGUUAGGAAUUAUAUCAUGCAAUUAAUCACGAUAUUUGUGCUACACUUGCGCUCGACAAUUUCUCUAGGAAAUUGCCUAACAUCCGUCGAUAUCACUUUUAGGCGUAAAUUCUGCUAAUAUAGCUCUGUAUAUAUCAUAAAUUCAUAAUCAUGUAAAUAUAAACUCAUCAAUUGAGAUCUUCAUUUUGAUGGUUUAUCAAUGUAAAUUUAGUUAAGAGUGUAGGUUUUAAUAGGCUUUGGCUUUUUUGAACUGCUGUCUCAAAUUUUGUUUUACUAUAAUUGUUUGUUCUGUAAAAUAGCUCUCAAUUUGGAAAGGCUGCUUAUAUUGUACAAGAAUUUGCACUUUCAA